This is a messenger RNA of Solea senegalensis (Senegalese sole), 1701 nucleotides long. RefSeq names its product solute carrier family 39 member 1 (gene slc39a1). NCBI's taxonomy places the organism in Eukaryota, Metazoa, Chordata, Actinopteri, Pleuronectiformes, Soleidae. Gene Ontology annotation, cellular component: plasma membrane. Gene Ontology annotation, molecular function: zinc ion transmembrane transporter activity. The transcript has 4 exons. The coding region runs from base 155 to 1081 and encodes 308 amino acids. The record is from RefSeq and is a predicted model, not a curated record. Gene Ontology annotation, biological process: zinc ion transmembrane transport.
CCGUAGCGAAUGGUAGCACAACUUUCCAAAUAACUACUUAACGGUGGCCGGUGGUUCCAGUGUGAUGUGUUGUCUCUGCGACCGUUUGCCUCCGUGUGACUCACAGUUUAUCUAAUGACAGGAACCUAACCCGUCGCUGGAACCGUGUUUUAACAUGGAUUACUUGCUCCAGGUGAAAAUCGGCGCUCUCGUCGGUUUGUUGCUCUUAACGCUCCUUUUUGGAUCCAUCCCCGCCCGUGUGAAGUGGUUCAGGAACACUAACGGAUCAGGGACCCACCGCACAGUUUUGAGUCUCAUCAGCUGCUUUGCUGGCGGUGUUUUCCUGGCAGCAUGUUUACUCGACAUUGUUCCCGAUUAUCUGUCAGACAUCAAUGCGGAACUGGAUUCUCGUAAAAUAGAGACCAGCUUCCCUCUCCCAGAGUUCAUCAUGGCUUCAGGCUUCUUCAUAGUCCUCAUACUGGAGAAGAUUGUCCUGAACUGCCAGGACAUAUGCAGGGCUCAGGGAGAGGCAACGCCUCUCGUACCAGAGAACAGAAAUGGCAAUGUGCCAGGACACGGACACGGACACGGACAUGAACCAAGCCCUGAUCUGGAGAGCAGCGGCCACCACGUCCAUGUUGACUUCCAGGCUCACUCUCCCUUUCGCUCCUUCAUGCUGUUCCUCUCGCUUUCACUCCAUUCAGUGUUUGAGGGUCUUGCUAUUGGCCUACAGAACACAGAUUCAAAGGUAUUGGAGAUCUGCAUCGCUAUACUGGUCCAUAAGAGCAUCAUCGUGUUCAGCCUGUCUGUGAAGCUGGUCCAGAGCGCAGUCCGUCCACUGUGGGUGGCCGCUUACAUCGGAGUGUUCGCCAUGAUGUCGCCUUUAGGCAUUGGCAUUGGCAUCGGCGUGAUGGAGGCUCAGCUGGUAGCAGGAGCGCUAAUCCAGUCCGUCCUGGAGGGGCUCGCGGCGGGAACGUUUAUUUACAUAACCUUCCUGGAAAUUCUCCCGCACGAGCUCAACUCGCCCGAGAAGCAGCUUCUCAAGGUGCUCUUCAUCCUGCUGGGCUUCGGCAUCAUGGCAGCUCUGACGUUUUUGGGAUGAGAUGUGUCAGAGCGUGACCCGGACUCUUUGUGCCGCCGACCGCAGCUCCUACAAGUUUUUUUCGGUGACCUUUCUAGGUUUUUAUUUUCAAGGAGAGCACGACAGCUCAUCUUGACAUUUUAUUGUUUUCAAAAGAGAUUUUUGUACAUAAAAAAGUUCUUUUUAAGAGGAUUUUAUGAAAAUAGAAGCUACUUUUUUGCAAUGAGAAAGUUUGUUCCACAGUAGAAAAUGGCUGUGGAAACAAAGUGUGUUUGUUCCAUGGUGUGUUUACAUGGUUUAAUGUCAUGUCAGUGUCUCUGUAACUCCAUAAUUUGUAUGUUUACAUUUCAGUGGGAUUGUUACAGCUUCUUGUUUCCAAAAGAAGCACAUGUUUUGCUUUGUUAUUUUUGUUGAAGUAUUUCAAUGUGUGCCCUGUACGUACGUUUCUUACCCCACACUGAGCUUGAAGCUUGUAGGUCUUUGCAAACUGGUAUUAAUGACGUUUCCGUCAAGGUUUUAUUUGUUUAAAAGAGUACUGUGUGCUCUGUCAGGCUUCUUUACACGACUACUGUAAAUGUAAACUGACUCCCUGGUGCCUUAAGGAGGUGUGAGAAAGAGAAGAUUGUGGCAGUGAUAAGAGA